AUGUUGCCCUCCCUUAAAGGAUGUUACUCUGAUGAUAUCUUAAACCUAGGACGACGUUUUUAUUCUCCGUAUACGGGCAUUGGGGCUGGUGAUAUCUAUAACACAAGCCAUGUAAUUGAAGGUACUACUUUUCUUGACUUGAUAGCACAACUAGAAAGCACACAGAACAAGAAGCAAUGGGCAAUUGGACCAAUUCUCCCGACUAAACGUCUACAUCAGCUCUCAAAUAAGGACAACAUAUGUUUGGUUUGGCUAAACAAACAACCUCCAAAAUCAGUUCUUUAUAUAUCCUUUGGAACAUCAACUUCAUUUUCUGAUGAACAAAUUAAGGAGCUCGCAAUGGGAAUAGAGCAAAGCAAACAAAAGUUCAUAUGGGUGUUGAGGGAUGCCGAUAAAGGAGAUAUCUUUCCUGGGAAAGCUAGAAAACUUGAAUUGCCAGAAGGGUUUGAGGAAAGAGUGAAAGGGGUGGGGUUAGUAGUUAGGGAGUGGGAGAAAUACGAGGAGCUGGUGAAUGCAUCCACCGUUGAGAAUGUUGUGACGAAAUUAAUGGCAUCAGAAGAAGGUGAUGCGAUUAGGAAAAAACAGAAGAGUUGGGAGAAGCCGUAA
This is a messenger RNA of Nicotiana tabacum (common tobacco), 606 nucleotides long. Its product is annotated as zeatin O-xylosyltransferase-like. The record is from RefSeq and is a predicted model, not a curated record. Lineage: Eukaryota; Viridiplantae; Streptophyta; Magnoliopsida; Solanales; Solanaceae.